Lethenteron reissneri (Far Eastern brook lamprey) is the source of this 5692-nucleotide messenger RNA. Its product is annotated as receptor-type tyrosine-protein phosphatase C-like. Gene Ontology annotation, biological process: negative regulation of protein kinase activity; positive regulation of peptidyl-tyrosine phosphorylation; protein dephosphorylation. The record is from RefSeq and is a predicted model, not a curated record. Gene Ontology annotation, molecular function: protein tyrosine phosphatase activity. NCBI's taxonomy places the organism in Eukaryota, Metazoa, Chordata, Hyperoartia, Petromyzontiformes, Petromyzontidae.
CCUUUAUUCCUCAAGCGGGUGACAUUUCAGCGCGUGCACACGCAACACGCACGCACGCUCCACGUGGAACCAGAAGGAGGAGUUUUUUUUUUAGUCACCGUACGAUUUUUAUAGAGUACGGACGCAAGACAGCGCUAUCCAAGUGUCGUUGGUGGCCAAAGGGACGAGGCGAAAAUGGAACCACCCUUCGCCAGAUGUAUCGCUGUUUGCGCGCUGAUGUGCCUGGUGGUGUCUGUGAGCCACGCGACAGCACAGACGCAAGCGAGCACCACGCCGAGUGCAAGUCCCAAGGCGUCAUCCACAAGUACCGAAUCGCCAAUGACGACAACACAAACGCAAGCGAGCACCACGCCGAGUGCAAGUCCCAAGUCGUCAUCCGCGAGUACCCAAUCGCCAAUGAGUGCUGUUUCUACAGCCACAACGAACAAUCUGACGACGAUAACCAGCACAUUCUCACCGACAGAUUCUACAGCUUCGACGAACAACCAGACCAUAGGAUCCACGCUUUCUUCACCCGCAGGUUCUACGGCCGCACCGAACGUCCAGACCUCAGGACCGACCUCAUCUUCACACAACGGUUCUACUCCUGGAUCCACAACGUUCGGGCCGAGCACAAGACCCACCUCAUCUGCUUGCGGGGCCUUCAAAGUUACAGUCAUUUUCAAGAACCUACCGGGUAAUGGAAAAGGCAAUGCAACACUGAAAGAUUCAAACGGAAUCAAACAAAUUAACUUUGGACAUUACGAGAAAACCUUUGAGACAAACAAUCGUACGGAAUUGGAAAAUAUAACAUUCACAUUUGAACUGCAGGCUGAUGGUUUCAUUUCAGAUUCUCAUCAACCUCAUCCUGGGUUAAGCAGCGGACAGAUCGUCACAAUUGUGUUGUUGUUGGUCAUAGUCGUAGUCUGCCUGAUUUUUCUACGGAAAUUCUACCUGAAAAUCAGAAAGCUUGAAAGACAAUACAACAAUGAUGAAGGGGUGUGCUUGCUACCAAAAGGCAUCCGCGGGUUUCAGAAGGAAACUAUCGUCAAGGAAUCGGCUCCAAUCCCCGCAAAAGUGUUACGCCAAACUGUACAGACCAAAACCGCGUCGGGCUCCAAGCUGUUUCAGGAAGAGUUCAGCAAUUUCCCACGAAAGAUUAAUAAGUACUCCCAGCAAGAGGCAACGCAGGAAUACAACACCAAGAAGAACCGUUACUCAGACAUCCUCCCGUAUGAUCACAAUCGAGUGAAGCUGAGCGGUGAAGGAGAAAGCGACUACAUUAACGCAAGCUACGUUGACGGCUACAAGUCGUCCAUCAGAUACAUCGCUGCGCAAGGUCCCCUGGAGAACACCGCGGGUGACUUCUGGCAGAUGAUUUGGGAGAAAAAAAGUUCCGUGAUAGUCAUGGUAACAAAAUGCGAGGAAAUGGGAAAGGUAAAAUGCUUCCAGUAUUGGCCACAUCCUGACGAAGACAAAAGGGUGUAUGGAGACGUGACUGUGACGAUCGUGGAUGAGAAGCCCUACGCAGACAUCGUCAUUCGUACACUCUCCAUAUCCCACAGCAAGCACAAAGGGUUUGGAGCUCACUGGGUGACCCACGUGCAGUUGGUGAGUUGGCCCGACCAUGGUGUCCCCGAAGACCCCAACCUGCUGCUCAAACUGCGGCGACGCGUCAACUCGUUCAACGGAGCCGGCUGCACAGCCAUCGUCGUCCACUGCAGUGCUGGAGUAGGGCGAUCUGGAACCUACAUUGGUCUCGACUGCUUGGUGAGACAGCUGGAGAAUGAAGGCCAUGUGGACGUGUAUGGAUGCGUCUUUCGUCUUCGGCACCAAAGACCGCUCAUGGUGCAAGUGGAGAGUCAAUAUGUGCUACUUCACCGGGCACUUCUGGAACAUCACCUCUUUGGGAACACCGAGCUGAGCAUGGUCAAGCUCCACUCAAGAGUCCAAGCCAUGAAGUUCAAGGCUUCCCAGCAAGACGAGUCACCCGUGGAUGUCGAGUUUAAGAGGCUGCCAACGUUUGAAGGCACGUUCGCACAAAAAGCGGGCAGGAACAGCAACAACGUCCGCAAGAACAGAAGCACAAAUGUCAUCCCGUACGACUUCAACAGAGUGAAGCUUUGGAAGUUUACGCCUUCCGAAAUAAAUGAUGAGGAAGAUGAUGAUGACAAUAAUUCUGAUGAGGAUGAAAGUGACAAUGAAAAUAGUGAUAAAGACUACAUCAAUGCCUCCUUCAUGGAUGGUUAUCACAAGCAAAAGAGCAUCAUAGCUACUCAGAAUCCUUUGCCCGACACCGUGUCUGACUUUUGGCUCAUGGUGGUCCAGCAAAACUGUAGCCACAUUGUCAUGCUGUCAGAGUUGUCAGAGGGAGGCAAGGAGCAGUCUGCCCACUACUGGCCGCUGAAAGGAACGCAGAAUUAUGGCGCUGUCGGAGUGACCGUGAGAAACGUGACUUCCAGACGGGAUCUCGUUGUCCGGGAGUUUUCGCUGACUUAUGAAAAUAAAGAGAGUGUGGUGACCCAGAUCCAGUACCCACACUGGAAACCAGACGGACUUCCCAAGUCGCCCAAGGCUCUCGUUGCCAUUAUAAAUGCGGUCCAGGGCUGUCAGAAAGAAAAUGGCAACAACCGACACAUUGUUGUCCACUGCAGUGACGGAGCUAGCCGAACCGGCACAUUCUGCGCACUUUGGAACACCCUUGAGGCUGCGCGCGUUGAGGGCAUGGUUGACUUCUUCCAAGCGGUGAAGUGGCUAAAUAUGCAGCGUCCGGCAAUUGUCCAGGAGAAGGUCCACUACCGCUUCCUGUACGAGACCGUCUGCAGCUUUGUGAAUUCGACCAAUGGCAUACAGAAUGCGUAUAAGGUCGCUCUGGAAAAUGUUGGAUCAAUGCAUUCAGUCGACAUUAUAUCAGAACUAUGAUACAAAGAACGAACUGGUAACUGCUUGGUUUCAGUUCCCCUCCACUCAGGGAUUUGCAGUUUGAGGAAACCAAUGAGUGGCUCUUAUACGUCCAAAACAACAUGACCAAAGAGACAACACAGGUGGUGUUUGCUCCAAAUGAUUUAGAAAACGUGUAUAUAGUUAUUUUUGUAACGUACAUUUUUUUUAUUGUAUGGACUACUUCUCUCAAACUCAGCUGGACAAUGUCAUAAUCUAAUUAUUUAGCUUUCUUUUGGAGAUGUUGUUUACUGUUCACUGCUGUACAAACUUUUAUUCUGCCAAAAAGAACACAUUUACAAUCCUUUGCUAGAUUGCCUUCCCAAGCCACCACUUGGCUUUAAUAUCCUCGUUUUAUUAGCAAACACAACAAAGUUUCCUACAUGGAUUCCUAUCUGCCUGGCUGACGCGCGGCCAAGUGCGUGAUAGCGGAGAGGGAGGCAAGGGAAUACGAGCCAGAGGAGUGGUGGGAAAAGAGUGUAAAGGCGUGUUACGGAGAGGAAUGGAAAGAACAAAACGGAAAUAAGUAAACCCGUAAAAACAAAGUUUUUCACUCUAAAUCCUUUAUAUGCGUGGCGGCUUGAGUCCUCUCGUCCUCUGGCUUGAGAUGGCUGCCACCUAUGGGUCAGAUGAUUGUCUGCAGUAUUAAACAAUUGGUAAUUAAAUAUAUAUUUUUGUCCUAUAAAGUGUAACAUUUUGGAAACAUUUUUUCACGAACAUUAAUUGUCACGCACAACGAGUCUGUGUGGAAAAUGUCAACUCGAUUGGAUCAUGGGAAGUGGGUUAAAAAACGACCGAAAGAUUUACACGGUCGUAAGCAAGCAAGCACGCAAGCAAGCAAGCGAACUUAAUAUAAAGGAUUUAAAAAGGAAAGCGAGGGAAAACGACAAGCAGUGGGCGGGAGGAUUUGGGAAGAGGCAAGAGAUUAAGAUGGGAAAGAAAAAAUUGGGAAUAAGGAGAACAAAAGUGCGAGAGAAACACAGAGAUAGGGGGGAGGGGGAAGAGGGUGAGAUACAUUGGAGGCAGAGGAGUAUAGAUGGAGCGAUAACAGGAGACACAGGAAUAGAAACAGGGAAACGGAGACAAAGCGAGAAAUGGAGGUAGAUUUGGGAAAGGGCCUCUAGAUAUAUAUACAGUAUACAAAGUUUGGCUGGCUGGGAGACGGACAUGCAGUUCGCUAGUAUUAACUAUUACAAUCGUACAUUGUAAAAUGGAAUACGUCCAAGAAGACAUCUACUGAGUUGGAGAAAUGCAAUCAGUGCAUGUGUAGGUGCUCGGUGGAUUAGAGAUCGCAGAAUUGUGAAAAGGCGGCGACGGCUUGGCGAGACCAUCCAGUAGUCUAUUGACCAUGGUUGAUCAUAGUCGUGACAUUGUAAAUCCUAUACCAUAUAUACAUGGCUAAAACCUUGUUGUUAAAUGUACUGCAAAUGGUUUACCAUCUACAUAGAUUCUCGAAGGUAAAAAUGUAUUGACAGCAGGGAAACAAACCAAUUUCUUCAGAGAAAGAUUAAAAACAGUUUCGUCGGUAUUUAUUGAACGGCCGUUAAGCCCGUUUAAAAUCUGAAGUGAAAUUGUCAUAGUAGAAUGUGUAAUGGUAACUUAUAACAUGCCAAAUUGACCCAGGUCAGAGUGAAGUGCACUUUUCACUGUAAAUGGUUUAGCUCUGCAAAGGGCAAAAUGUGUGAAAACGUAAGCCAGUUGUUGCACCAAAAUAAGGUUUCCAUUUUCUACGCACAUUUAAGGAGCGUAUAUAUUGUAUACUUGUGAUAACAUACAUCUCUUUACUUUUUGCAUAUUUGUAUGCUGUUAUUUAAUAGGCACGACUGAAAAGCUGAACGAAUUUUGUCGAAAUUGAUGAUGCUUCGUCCAGAUAAAACAUGGGCUUGGUGCAAGGUUGUUCCAGAAAAUCUAAAAAAUUGCUCGCGAGUAAAAAGUCCGUUCCAGUACACUGGAUAUACACACAAUGUAACAAAACAAGUCACACCGACAAUAACAGCGGUAUACCCGAGGGUUAAGGAAUUUGUUGCGUUUUCAUUCAAUUCAAAUCCUAAAUUCGCUACCUAGCUUCAUGCAUAUUACUUUGAUCCUGCAAGUGAAGAGACGGAGUUAAUGUAUUGCAUUUCAAGCAAUGGUGUGUUUUGCAACUUCCUUUUUAAGCGAAUAUAUUUUGACUUUUACAUUGUUGCAUUUUUUAUUGUGUAUUUUUAAGUUAUGUUUUGCCAGUUUGAUUUCAACAUACAAUAUUUCAGAUGAUCAGAGUAAGUAUCAAAUUAUUGCAUUGAUUGUUCGGGUUUGUUAGAAUAACUUUAUAAAUUUUAUUAAGUGAAUAGUAUGCAGUGUAACGUGCUUUAACUAAGAAUGUAAUAGCCUUAAAACAAGUGAAACGCUUAAUGAUUGCAAUUAAAGUGCCUGCUUUGCUCUGCACUUCUGUUAUUGUGCUUGCACUAUCACAAACUUAGAAUGAAUAUUUGGCAAGAGCCACAUCGUCUCAAACAACACCAUGAGAUCAAUGUAUUUGGUUUACUGGUUUCAAAACUGUCCGAAUCUUGAUUAAAGGAUUAGUUUUGAUUACAGAUUGUUAGUAAAGAUGUUUGCCAACAAACUAUUAUUUUUCAUCAAUUUACUUUUUUGUUAAUAUUCCAGAAAGUGUUUGGUUUUGUUUGAUGUUUUGUAAAGAUAUUGGUAAAUAAAAACAUAACAAAGAGAAACAGUGUUCCUAAAAAUAUUAUUAUACUGGAUGACAUGCUACUGUUUUUACUAGUUCAUAAUCAAA